Molecule: messenger RNA, 1875 nt
Organism: Thunnus maccoyii (southern bluefin tuna)
Lineage: Eukaryota; Metazoa; Chordata; Actinopteri; Scombriformes; Scombridae
Gene: ppil2
Product: peptidylprolyl isomerase (cyclophilin)-like 2
Exons: 20
Coding region: 134-1714 (526 amino acids)
Biological process (GO): protein polyubiquitination; protein peptidyl-prolyl isomerization; protein folding
Cellular component (GO): catalytic step 2 spliceosome
Molecular function (GO): ubiquitin-ubiquitin ligase activity; peptidyl-prolyl cis-trans isomerase activity
Source: RefSeq, a predicted model, not a curated record
GCGACGAAAAAGAACGUAAACAGGAAGUGACAAAAAUCGAGUAGGUUGUGUUUUUGUCAGCUAGCGUUAGCUAAGUCUGUGUUUUAACUGUAGAUAAAGUAGAUAAUCGGUUGGAUCUACACACAAACUCAAAAUGGGGAAGCGUCAACAUCAAAAAGACAAGAUGUACAUCACAUCUACAGAGUACACUAACUUCUACGGAGGGAAACGAGCAGAAAUCCCACAGUCAAACUUCAGACGGCUUUCAUUUGACCACUGCAGCUUGUCCCUUCAGCCGUUUGAGUAUCCCGUCUGUACUGAGGAGGGAGUUGUCUUCGACCUGCUGAGCAUUGUUCCAUGGAUCAAGAAGUACGGUACUAAUCCGGCUUCUGGAGAGAAACUGGAGGCGAAGUCGCUCAUCAAGCUGAACUUUGCCAAGAACAGCGAUGGAAAAUAUCACUGCCCCGUUCUGUACAACGUCUUCACAAAUAAUUCUCACAUUGUUGCCAACAAGGUCACCGGCAACGUGUUCUCUUAUGAGGCUGUUGAGCAACUCAACAUCAAGACCAAGUCUUAUAAAGAUCUGCUGACUGACGAACCUUUUACCAGAAAAGACAUUAUAACACUUCAGGAUCCCACAAACUUGGACAAAUUCAAUGUGUCCAACUUCUUCCAUGUGAAAAACAGUCUGAAAGUGUUGGAUCCAGAUGAGGAGAAGGCCAAGCAGGACCCGGCGUACCACCUGAAGAGCACCAACCUGGAGACGAGGGAGACUUUAGCUGAGCUGUACAAAGACUACAAAGGGGAUCAGCUCCUGGCUUCCACCAUGAAGGAGCCAGAGGCCAAGAAGACAGACAAAUUAAACGCUGCUCACUACUCCACAGGCAGAGUAUCCGCCUCCUUCACAUCCACGGCCAUGACCCCCGCAACAACACACGAAGCAGAUGCCAUCGCAGACGACACCGUACGUUACCAGUACGUGAAGAAAAAAGGCUACGUCCGUAUACACACAAACAAGGGAGACCUGAAUCUUGAGUUAAACUGUGAUAAGGUUCCCAAAGCUGGAGAGAACUUCAUCCGUCUGUGUAAAAAAGGCUAUUACGACGGGACGAUCUUCCACAGGUCCAUCCGGAAUUUCAUGAUUCAAGGAGGGGACCCCACUGGCACUGGCACAGGAGGGGAAUCCUUCUGGGGAAAACCUUUCAGGGAUGAGUUUCGGCCCAACUUGUCCCACACAGGCAGGGGGAUUCUCAGCAUGGCCAACUCUGGUCCAAACACCAACAAGUCCCAGUUCUUCAUCACAUUCCGGUCGUGCACCUACCUCGACAGAAAGCACACAGUGUUUGGAAGAGUCGUUGGUGGAUUUGAAACACUGACAGCCAUGGAGAAUGUGGAGAGCGAUCCUAAAACAGACAAACCCAAAUCGGAGAUCAAGCUCAUAAGUACGACUGUAUUCGUGGACCCAUAUGAAGAGGCUGACGCUCAGAUUGCAGCAGAGCGAGAAAAAGAGCUGCAGAAGCAGCAGGAGGAGGAGAGGCAGCAUGACAGCGUCGCCCUGAAGAAAGCAAAGGAGGAGAAAGCGCCAAAGACCUUCAAAGAAGGUGUUGGGAAAUACAUCAACCCCACCACAAUAAAACGCUCGGCCGCUGAAGAUGAAAGCGGACCGUCGACCAGCGGCGCAGCAGCCAAGAAGUCCAAAGGAAAGACCAGCUUCGGAGACUUCAGCUCCUGGUAGCUCCGACGUAUCGUUAUCUUUCUAUAUUUUUACUGGUCAGGUUGAGUGUGAAAAAAGGUUUUUCAGUUGAUACUUACAUUGUUUUUGUUGUCUUUGUCAUGUCUCGGUAGUGUUUGCUUUCAUGCAAAACGAUGAAUUAAAGCUUUUUCUUUUUUUUCAAA